CUCUCUCUGACUCUCUCUCUGACUCUCUCUCUGACUCUCUGUCUCUCUGUCUCUCUGUCUCUGAUUCUUUCUCUUUCUCUUUCUCUCCAUUUUCCUUAUCAUAGUGUUGUAGCCAUCAAGAUAUACAUAAAGUAGUAUGCAGAUUCAUCUUUAUCAAACUGUAGAUAAAAGUUUUAAUACAACAACAACUCACUUAGCUCUUCAACUUCCAGAAAUAGUUGGGCAUAUUUUAUCUUUUCUAGUUCAUUCGACUCAUCAUGAAGAUACAGAAUCAAUAAUCAAAUCAAAAUUAUAUAAAGAUAUUCAUUCUUGUUUAUUUGUCAAUUCGCUUUGGCAUGAUUGUGCUAGUCGAAUCCUUUGGCGUCAUGUUCUAUUUGAGGAUACAAAGACAGACUAUAUGUCUUUUCUCAAGUUUGCUUGCACUAUCUCUAAUACACUGAAUCUCAUUGUUCAACCCAAGCCAAUACAACAGCAACCUUCAUUCUUAUUUUAUAAACGAAAAAUUUAUAAAAAUGCGAAUAGUAACCAUACAAUGAGACAAUUAAAACAGCAAUUUGAUUUAAAACUAAAUUCUUCAUUCAAGCAAUUUUUCCCCAAGGAAGAUGAUGAUUCGAUUAUUUUUAAUAGCCGAUCCAAUCAUCAUUCUUCUCCUUCUUCUUCUUCUAUUAUUCAAAACAGAAAUGCCAUUCGUUCAUUCACACUUAAAAAGAUCAAGGAAAAGAGAAUUAACGAACCUUUAGAACAUAUAGGUCAAUAUAUGCCCAAGUUGGAGAAACUUGAUUUCUAUAUAUGUGAUCAUGUAUCGGAUAAAAGUCUUUUUAGUUUUAUUAAUCAUAACGCCGGCCAUUUAACCUAUUUGUCAUUAGCGGGUUGUAAUCGUAUUACAGAUGAUGCCAUAUUAAGUGUAGCUCAACAUUGUUCUAAACUAGAACAUUUAGAUCUUCGAGCUUGUGGGCAUAUCUCUGAUGUCUCUAUCAAAGCUAUUGCUCAUCAAUGUCCUGAGCUUCGUCACUUAAAUGUAGGUCGUGUGCGUGAUCGAGAAAAGAUUACCAUUCAAUCCAUUCGUUGGAUUGCCAUAUUGACAAAAAUAGCUGUACUUGGAUUAGCGGGUUGUGAUAUGACGGAUGAAUGUAUGGUAUUAUUAGCCAAGAUGCGAGGCUCAGGUCUUGAACGUAUCUCUGUUAACAAUUGUUAUCAAUUAACUAACAAAACGAUACAAGCUUUUGUAAGGCAUUGUCCUUAUUUAACUGUUUUUGAAAUGAAGGAGUGCCAUUGGAUUAAUGACUGGCAAUCAGUAGCUGAAUUAGCAAAGCGUAAAGUACUCUUGACGUUAUGUGAACAACAGAAUCAAGCUUGUGUUGCCUGGGCUCGUCGAACAGGAAGGUCACUAGAAGUUAGAGCACCUAUUAAAUAAAUAAUUUACAAUGUUUAUUA
Messenger RNA from Cokeromyces recurvatus, 1434 nucleotides. RefSeq lists its product as uncharacterized. Gene Ontology annotation, cellular component: SCF ubiquitin ligase complex. Gene Ontology annotation, molecular function: protein binding. Gene Ontology annotation, biological process: SCF-dependent proteasomal ubiquitin-dependent protein catabolic process. Lineage: Eukaryota; Fungi; Mucoromycota; Mucoromycetes; Mucorales; Mucoraceae. The record is from RefSeq and is a predicted model, not a curated record. The transcript has a single exon. The coding region runs from base 137 to 1414 and encodes 425 amino acids.